This is a messenger RNA of Pleuronectes platessa (European plaice), 1312 nucleotides long. RefSeq names its product 6-phosphofructo-2-kinase/fructose-2,6-bisphosphatase 2. Gene Ontology annotation, biological process: fructose 2,6-bisphosphate metabolic process. Bases 16 to 966 code for a protein of 316 amino acids. Gene Ontology annotation, cellular component: cytosol. The transcript has 9 exons. Gene Ontology annotation, molecular function: ATP binding; fructose-2,6-bisphosphate 2-phosphatase activity; 6-phosphofructo-2-kinase activity. NCBI's taxonomy places the organism in Eukaryota, Metazoa, Chordata, Actinopteri, Pleuronectiformes, Pleuronectidae. The record is from RefSeq and is a predicted model, not a curated record.
AUCAAGGGGAUAAACAUGAGCCGCCGUUUCCUGGUGAACCGGGUGCAGGACUACAUCCAGAGCAAGAUCGUGUACUACCUGAUGAACAUCAAUGUGCACUCUCACUCCAUCUACCUGUGCCGCCACGGAGAGAGGAACCACAAUGUGGAGGGCCGCAUCGGGGGGGACUCCGAGCUUUCUCCUCGAGGGAAACAGUUCGCCCACGCCCUGAGAGGCUUCAUAGAGGAGCACCAACUGUCGGAUUUAAAGGUUUGGACGAGUCAACUGAGGAGAACCAUCCAGACGGCGGAGGAGCUCGGGGUUCCUUAUGAGCAGUGGAAGAUUCUCAACGAGAUCGAUGCUGGUGUGUGUGAGGAGAUGAGCUAUGAGACGAUCGAGAACACUUUCCCAGAGGAGUUUGCUUUGAGAGACCAGGACAAGUAUCACUAUCGCUACCAAGGAGGAGAGUCCUACCAGGAUCUUGUUCAGCGACUGGAGCCGGUCAUCAUGGAGCUGGAGAGACAGGGCAACGUGCUGGUCGUCUGCCACCAGGCCGUGAUGAGAUGUUUGUUGGCGUACUUCCUGGACAAAAGUGCAGAAGAUCUGCCAUACAUGAAGUGUCCGCUCCACACUGUGCUCAAACUCACACCUGUGGCGUAUGGUUGCAAAGUGGAACUGUUUUAUCUGAAUGUGGAGUCAGUGAACACACAUCGAGACCGGCCCCUUGAUGAAACCCUGAGGGACUCUGCUCUCGUACCUCGGAGGAAUAGUUAUACUCCCUUGUCCAGUCACGACCAGGUCAAGCGUCCCAGGCUCUACAGUGCGGGAAACCCGCCCUGGCUACCGCUUGCCCCCACGCCAUCAGCUCUGAUGCCAGAGGGACGGCAAAGCCAACCCCGAAUAGGAAGCAGAUGUCUGAGUCCCUGUGCGAAGGAAUCGACUUUGACAGCUCCGAGGAAACUAGUGGCUGUGUCCGCUUCUGAGUGAAGAUGAAAAGUCCUGUUCUUCACGGCGCAAAUUAAAGUUUGGGUUCGAUCAUGAUUCAGAAGAUGGAUAGAAGUAUUUUUGAACUAGUGUUUUGGGACAUCGUGGUUUGAAGGAGGAUGAAGUCAAAGAGGAGUUUGUGUUUUAAAACCAGGCAACUUGGACACAGGGUCAAUUUUGUUUCUUUAUAUCUGCAGUUUCUGUAUUUGUCUUUAUUCUGCAUUCUGAGGCUUUGACCUGGAGGCCUUAUCACUAGUAUCAUAAACUAUUCUGCAUGUGCACUACAAGAAUCUUUUAACAAAACAACACAACACAGUGUUUUAAACAACUGCCAACUGUUUCUUAUUGU